AUGGAGUAUUCGACACAAUAUCAACAACCUCAUAGUCAACACCCACACGCUUCUUCACACAUGUCUGGCCCUUACCAAACCCCACAAAAUACAGGCGCGCCUGUUGGGCAGAUCACGUCGCCAACGAAUCCUCAGACGCAAAUUCACCACGGCCAUUCGAAUCAUCAAGCAUCGCCGAUUCUCCCAUCGCAAUCGCAUUACCAAGCCUCGCAACCUCCUCCCGGCCAAGUCCAACAACCGAUGAAUUUCCCGCAACCUUAUGCCGCCAUGGCACCUUCGUAUGGCAUUUCUCCUACACAGGCAGCAGCAAUGGCCACUGCCGCAGCGUCAGGUCAAUUUUUCCCUUUGCAUCAAGAUUCGAUGGGCGGAAUGGGGCAAGGCGCGCGCGGAUCGCCGCGAAUGUCACAAGUCAACAAGGAUCGGAAUCCAAGGUCACCAACCCAGGUUUCCGGUCCGAUUUCCUCCCUCCCUACUCAAGUACCCAUGGCCCAAAAUGCUUCCAUUCAGCAACAGCGAAGAAUGAGCCAGCAAAUGAACAGUCCUCAUGUUCCAAAUGCGCAGCCAGUUAUGAACCACGCCAUGCCUCGGCCGUCUGGUCAACCAUCGAUGCCACCACCUGCCCAUCAGCCCGUCCAGCAAAGCCAGCCGUCGCCUGAAAUGGUCACGACUACGGCGGAAGAAUCGCCGUUAUAUGUUAAUGCGAAGCAGUUCCAUCGCAUUUUGAAACGGCGCGUUGCACGCCAGAAGUUAGAAGAGCAGUUGAGAUUGACAUCAAAGGGACGCAAACCUUAUUUGCAUGAAUCUAGACACAAUCACGCGAUGCGCCGGCCUCGCGGUCCCGGUGGGAGGUUCCUCACCGCUGACGAAGUGGCAGCCAUGGAGAAGCAACAAGCUGCUAAUGCGACUGGCGUGGAAAAUAUUCCAAACCAUGCAGUCUCCAAAGACCAUGGCUCUGGGCCUACGGGCGUCCCGUCGGGUGCGGCUCCCGGACAGAAGCGAAAAGCUAGCGGAGCCCUGAAUAAUAACUCAAAAAAAGCGAAAGGCGGCCUUUCUCAGCAAUCGAGGAUUCCAAUGGCAGAAGCCGGCCUCGGUAACGAUGUCGGGGCAGACGGCUGA
Molecule: messenger RNA, 1116 nt
Organism: Uncinocarpus reesii 1704
Lineage: Eukaryota; Fungi; Ascomycota; Eurotiomycetes; Onygenales; Onygenaceae
Exons: 1
Coding region: 1-1116 (371 amino acids)
Biological process (GO): regulation of transcription by RNA polymerase II
Cellular component (GO): CCAAT-binding factor complex
Molecular function (GO): DNA-binding transcription factor activity, RNA polymerase II-specific; RNA polymerase II cis-regulatory region sequence-specific DNA binding
Source: RefSeq, a predicted model, not a curated record